CGUGAGUUUCAAAUCCGGAACUAUCGAAACCACAGCAUACCACGUGACGGCGGAGACGUCCAUUACAGCGAAGGGGUAGAAUUAGAUUGAAAGACAGAAAAGAAAAGAAAUAGGAAAAGGAAGACAGAUUGUAAUAGAAAUCGAGUCAAAGCACAUGCGCCAAAAAACAACCAAAUGAAAUUUAAAAUAAUAUAAAUACAAGUAACAAGACUGUUAAAAGAAAAUGUUUUCUCGCUGAGAAAAAUCUGGCACGCCUUGACUUUGAUUACCUUGCCAAAAAGAUAUUCCCCGAACUAUUGAUUUUUUCCUGUCUUGAAAUCCAACUAGUAGGCUUGUAUAUCUAACAUUGAAAGAUGGCUGAUAGAAACGACAUAAAUUUUGAAUCUGACAUCGAAGAAGGCAAAAGGAAGGUAAAGGUGAUGAAAUUGAACAGCAGAGACUUUGUUGUGACUGAGAUCAUGGUAUUACAUGAAGAUGAAAACAGCACUUCGAAGACUGUCUUGGAAGUUAAACAAGAAUUAUUACAAAUAAUACAACCGAAUGUUGACCCCAAGCACUAUGACCUAGUAGGUGUGAUGAACGGGAGUGUGACAAUGAAUGAUGACAAUGACAUCACAGAUUAUGAUGCAUUUCUGAAUGAUACAAAGGCACAUCUACAAUUUCGGAAGUCUUCAUAGAAACCAUCUAUAGCACAAGAAAUUCAAGAUCCGUCAAGUUCAAAUCUCUCAUUAACUCUCAUCUAGAAUUUUACUUUUCUCUCAUACAGACAAUGGAUUUUGCCAAUAAUUGUCUAUUUCUAUGCCAAAUGUUUUUGUUUGUACAACUUUUUUUUGUUUUUUCUUUAACAAUAUAUAUUUUAUAUAUUAAGAAUACUUUUGUUCUCUUAAAGUAAAAAAAAAAUCUACUAGAUAAAAAAAAAAUUAUAAGUUGCUUGUAUGAUAUUUCAGUAAUUCGAUAAUAAGUUGUCUGUCUAUUUCUUUUCUUUAGAAGUAGCUCUAAUUAUGUCUGACAAAGGGUAUCUCGUCAAGCUAUUGUAACAGUGAGUCUGAUGCUCAGAUUCCUUUAAGUCUUGGGUUCUCACCGAAUUCAGUCCUUGACUUAUGUCUUCCUUGUCUGGCGACUCAUGACUCGUUUCCAGUUUGCAUUCAAAUUUUCCUUGUUGUAUAAGGCGAAGUUGUUGGCUUUGUUGUUUGUUUUUUUUUCGUAUAAUUUUUUAAAGUUUCGUGUAAAAUGUGUCGCUCAAUUUAGUUCUUGUUUGGUGUUUUUUUUUUCACUUUACUAAGUUCUUGGAAAGCUAGGUUGUUUGACCUAGUUCUUGUAAAGUUAGGUUGUUUGACCUAGUUCUUGUAAAGUUAGGUUGUUUGACUUAGUUCUUGUAAGAUUUUGUUGUAUGACCUGGUUCUUGGUACGUUUUGAUGUUUGACCUAGUUCUUUGAAAAUUUUGAUGUUUAACCUAGUUCUUGUAAAGUGUUGUUGCUUAACCUAGUUCUUGUAAAUUUUUUAUGUUUGACCUAGUUUUUUUUUAAAGUUUUGUUGUUCGACCUAGUUCUUGUAAAGUUUUUUGUUUGACCUAGUUCUUGUAAAGUUUGCUUUUUAUCUAGCGCUUUAUGCGAACUAUUACUUUUGUUCAACAUAUUUUAUUGACAUAUAUUUUCUGUUAAGUGUGUGUUUUAAUUUUUCGUUAAGACAAGAUUAUUUCGUGCAAUAAUUUCUUUCGAAAAUGUUUAGCUCUAGUUAUGUGAGGGUGAUAUGUCUGUUAGUUUACAUGUCAUUGCGAAAUACAAAAUAUUUUAAUAAACAAUUAUAUACAACAUUAGGAAACUUUACUUUUUUUUUCAUAGUAUUUUUAUUAUUAUUUUAAAUCCAUUGUCAGCAAUUUCAAAGUUUAGAAUUUGUUUUGUUUUAAAAAUGAUUCUGUUUAUGAUAAAAUGUGUGUUUUGUUGA
Biomphalaria glabrata is the source of this 1944-nucleotide messenger RNA. RefSeq lists its product as uncharacterized. The record is from RefSeq and is a predicted model, not a curated record. The transcript has 5 exons. Lineage: Eukaryota; Metazoa; Mollusca; Gastropoda; Planorbidae. Bases 354 to 677 code for a protein of 107 amino acids.